Messenger RNA from Spirodela intermedia, 7544 nucleotides. The record is from the annotation of a GenBank genome assembly. Lineage: Eukaryota; Viridiplantae; Streptophyta; Magnoliopsida; Alismatales; Araceae.
AUGGAAGAGGAUGGCGCGGAGGAGGGGGUGACGAGGGGUUCUGUCCUCGGGCGGCGGCCGCCGGAGAUUCCAGGGCUGAUAUCGCUGAUCGGCCUCUCCAGUAGCGGCGAGAGCGACGAUAGCGAUGAUAGCGUUGAUAGCGACGACAGCGACGACAGCGACGACAGCGACGAGGAGGAAGGUAUACGGAAGUCGAGCCGCAGCGAGGAUAAGCGGAGGAGAGUCGAAGAGUCUGCGGACCCGGAGAUGCCCUUGAAGAAGAGGAAGUCCGCUUCUGGCGCCGUCGUUGCUCUGCCUGCCGGGUUCCUGGACCCGCUUCCACUGGAGGAGAAGCCGCUGCGGGCUCUGCCUCUUCCCCCUGCGAAGUCGGCGGCGGCUGGGCCUCUCAUCCCGGCGAUGAGGAUUUGUAAGCAGUUCUGGAAGGCAGGGGAUUAUGAAGGCCACGCCGUGGGGGAGUCAUCGUCUCGUUCUGGUAUUAUAUUGCUCUGCAUGUCACCGAUUAGGCCUCUUUUUCCUUUUUCCCCUUCGUCAAUCCAUGGCAACGUCUAUUUGGUGGAACUUUCAGUUGCAAUGUCGCUUCCUUCAUUUGAAAUCCUCUUUUUUUAUUGUUGUGGUUACGAUCAUCAUUAGUUUUAUUAACUUAUUGCGUUAUUUUCCAGAGCAAAUAGUUCAUCCUCAUGAUAUAAAGGGGCAAGAUCAGAAUUAAAAUCUUAAUAAAGGAGGCAUCAGAUGUUGAGUAGUGGAUCUAUAUCACCUUCCUCUUUUAGUCUUUUUCCUGACAUUGGGGGCAAUAAAUUUACUGUAAAGUUUCCAAUUUUUUCUUUUAUUGAAGGGCGGCUGCAGGCUGCGUGAGAAGAUUAAAUAAAAGUUCCAUGUGUUUUCAGACUAUUUCGGUCUGUGAUUCGUGAGACCAGUUGUCUGCUAUAAUGGUGUUCGUUAGUUGGAGUAACUUGUGUUGGUACCUUGAGUCCUGGAAGGGGAUUUGUCAACAAUAGAAUAGUAUGCAAGUGGAGGAGGUAUACGUGGGAGGUAAUGAAUAGAGUCUCCCGGGGAAAUAGUAGAGAGCCUCCUUGGAAGCUUGCAGAAUAUCUUCAGCGUGACAUAAUGAACUGAGAAACUCUGGUGGGGCUCAUGAGAUAGGAAAAUCGGUGAAAUGUGUUCUAAUCUUAAUUCACUUGACAUAAUAAGGAAUCACCAUCUGAUCUUUGUAUCUUGUGUGCUCUCAGAUGGAUGUUCAGUUUUUUCCGCAGUGUGGAUUCUCCAUGUGACUUAUUGGAGAAGUCUAGUUAAUCUCUGACGUCAUGAAUAUCUUUCAAAAUUGUUCAUUCCUUGGAACUCCAAAGUAAAAAAUGCCGGAUAAAUCUCACAAGUACAUUUGCUCUAAGGUUUGGCCUUUUGUGGAUAUUCUUCCAACGAAUGCCCUCAAUUCCAAAAUUUUAUUUAUUUUACAAAUUAAAUAUUAUUUUGAAGCUCUUUAAUGAAGUGCAUUCCACUCAAGAACAUGUAUUUACACUUUUAAGACUUUCUAAGAUCGGAAUUUCGGUCCUAGAUGUACUUUCUCAGUUUUUGUAUGUGAUAAUUAGCCCAUCUCGCAGUUUUAAAGGUUCAAGAAUUUUCAUGAGAUCAUUUCAAUGUAGACUGUUAAAGGGUAAGUUGCUAGUACUACAUGCUCUGAGCUUUGCUGACAUAUUUACCCAUAUGUGCAGUUGGCAUGGAUCACGUGAGGGUUCACCCAAAGUUUUUGCAUUCUAAUGCUACCAGCCAUAAGUGGGCUCUUGGAGGUAAUCUAUCGUUAUGUAUUGAUAAAUUGGGUCUCUCAUUCUGAUUUUACCUUUUAUAGCUUUUACUCUCUUUUAUUUUGGUUGGUGACCACACUCGAAAGGAGAAAAGGAACACAAUGAAACCUUCACUACAUGUCACUAACUGCUUGUCCUUUUUGUCCAUUUCUGUUGCAGCUAUUGCGGAGCUUUUAGACAAUUCUCUUGAUGAGGUUUCCUUCUCUCUAAUUUCUUUUCAUUUGUUCUUUCUAACGUGAAUCUGUUGUUAUAUUUUUUUGUGUGCUCAUAAUAUUAUUACAUUUUCCCACCAGAUUUGCAAUGGUGCUACAUUCGUUAACAUAGAUGUGUUGGAUAAUAAAAAAGACAAGACCAAGAUGUUGCUGGUUGAAGGUAAGAUUUUUGGUUCGUGGGUAAUGUAUUCAAUAAAUAUGUUUGAAAAUGUUGUUUUGAGUUCGUUGUGUCACUUUCUUUUAGGUUUGCAGCUAUCAGAUUUUUAUGGAAACCAUUCAAGCAGUAUUAUUAUUAUGUGUUUAAAUUUUUCCCUCACACACCUCCAAAUCUUUCUAGUACUAACUUUUUCAUGCCAAUGACGAAAGUUGCAUAAUCAAGAGAGAAGCCUGAGGCCUUGAUGGGCCUAGGGAAAUGUAUCUGUAACGUAAAAACCAGUUUGACAUUUUAGCUGCGCAUUUAGAUUCAUAACACAUAUGAACCAUGUGCUUGUAUAAUUUUGCUUUGAUUUUCUAGACAAUGGUGGCGGGAUGGAUCUGGAUAAAAUGCGACAAUGCAUGUCUUUGGGUUACUCAGUGAAGAGCAAAUCAGCAAAUACAAUAGGACAAUGUAAGCCAACACCUUGCUCAUAAUUUUUGAAGGUCCGAUGUAAAUGAUAAUGGAUUCUAGGUUUUUAUCUUAAUCAGAGUUUUCAUCAUUCGAAGUUACAAUGCUUUUUAUGUUGUCAGAUGGAAAUGGAUUCAAAACAAGCACCAUGAGGCUUGGAGCAGAUGUUAUUGUGUUUUCACGUUGCCGUGGAGAAGGAAAAAGGUUUCAUUCUCUUCUCCACAUACUUUUUACGAAUUUUCUUACGUUGAAUAUCAGGUUGCUGUGAUUUAGGUUAGAUUUUUGUUCCCUUGCAGAUUUUCUAGGUAUUCCUUCUUGUCAUGAAAUAUUAGUGCACGAGUAUGAGACGAAACUGUGAUCAUUGUCAAAAGCCAGUGCCUAAUAACAUUUCGUGUGACUAUCACUGGUCUAAAUUACACUUUUAUUCUCCAGAUUCUAAAAAUCACUGCAAGACAAUGGCCUGGUUAUAUUAGACGUUAGUUAGCAUACCUUCCUGGCCUCAAUUGAUCUAAAGUUCUCAUCUAGAUUAUUUUCAUGCUAUCUGAUUUCAUGAUGAAUCUAGCAUAUCUUCUUGGCCUCAAUUGAUCUAAAGUUCUCAUCUAGAUUAUUUUCAUGCUAUCUGAUUUCAUGAUGAAUCCAGUAUUGUGUUUCCUAAUCACGAGUAGGAUUUCUUUUCUGUCUGUCUUUUUUUUUUAUGGCACCAUUUUUUUGUUAAAAAAAUAGAUUUAAUUUUCGAAGUUUGAAAUUUCAGAUUCAUGAAUCUUUACAUAUGGCAUCUUGAAAGGUUUUAGUGACUCAUCAGAAAGGGUGCAGAGGUCUCUAGCUUCUAGUCUACCCCACAAAGGAGCCAGCCAGGUUUUAGACUGAUUCUUUAUGGAGACUGCUCUAAUUUUCAUCCUUUUCUAGUUUUAUCGCUUACAUCUCAUCAAGGCAGUAUCUUCUUUUCUGCGGUCGGUGUUACCUAUUUUUGGUAGGGAAAAGUCGUCUCUCAGGGCCUGUUUAUGUCAAUUUUACGGUUAUCUCAAACGACUGAGAAUGAGCUAUUCAUUUAUUGAAAAAUAUUUUCUUUGUCGCACUGGGCUUAAAAAAGACAGUUUCUUUGAAAAGCUGUAUACUAGUGACACUCACUAGAGCAGAAAGGGUACCAGGUUUCUCAAUAGAUUGGGCUUUGACUAAUUUGCGUUGACUACUGAACCAUGCUCAGAAGCCGAGCGGAUCUGGUUCUAUCAGAAGUUGACUAAGCCUGAUCCCUUUGAUGCGAAUAUCCAUUGAUUCUGUCUUAUGUUGCAUGCUUUUAUGUAAAACAGAACUACUCAUUUUCUGCUUAAUUUUUAAAUUCACUUCAGCUUUUUAUUUUAAAUAUCUUUUUUCUGCUACAUAAUCUUUGGGAAAUGGUUUGCAGCUCCACCCAGAGCAUCGGAAUGUUGUCGUACACAUUUCUAAGGACCACCGGACAAGAAGAUAUUGUUGUUCCCAUGGUAAAUCCUGAAAGCAUCUUGAUAAAUUGUGCUUACCAUUGGGCUAGAGUGCCGUGGUUGACAUGAACUCGUGUGCUCGACUCGUACAAUCAUUUUUUCGUAUACUCCUAGCAAACAUAGAUGGUAGAUCAAAUAUUAUCCAAGAGCUGAUUUAGCCCAUCUGGCUGAUCUGUGGUCUAGACAAAGUCAGUCAAUCAAGCACAUCUUCUUCUCAGUCCAACAGUUCUUUCUUUCUUUCUUUCUUUUUUCUCAGUGCAUUAAUCUAGUGGGGUUAUAUUUUACGUUGACUAUCCAGCAUCUAAUAUAUAUGAUGUAUCGUUGACAUUCACUUGAAAGCUCGACUACGUGGGAGGAGGAAUGAAAUGGAAGAAGGCGGCGAGAUCAUCGGAGGCUGAUUGGAAUAGGAACCUAGAAACCAUCCUACAGUGGUCUCCUUAUUCGAGUGAAGAUGAUCUUCUUUACCAGGUGACUGACUCUCAAUGGCUUGUCCGCUCAAUGUGUCACUUGCCCCUUUUGAUGCUACUUCUUUUAUUGAUCCAGUUCAAUCUUUUCCGUCAACUAUAAAUAUAUUACAUACACAACAUGCAUGAAAAGGUGCAUAGGAACUCUCGGAUUGAUCAAGAUCAAUAAUGUGCUAGCCUGGCAGUCUAGAGCAAGUCAACGAUCUAUAUAUCUCUAUGCCGCCAAAUCACCACCCUAUUAAUUAAGCAAGUUGCAUCAAGGUUGGGAGGUCGCAUCCAAGUAUAUCAUUGCUUUGAAAGGAUGAUAUGAUCUGGUAUUAUAUUGAAAUAAUGUGGAGUAAACUUUGGAGCAUGCUUCAGAUAUUGAAAGGGUCAUUCAUCUAAUGAGUCCAAGUUUUGUGGUCACAUUUUUCAUGGCCCUUGGGGUGAGGCGUUGACUUUUACUAUAUCCUUUUUUGGUCAUUUGUAGUUUGAUUCAAUGGCCGAUCAUGGUACUCGCGUGGUCAUAUUCAAUCUUUGGGAAGACGAUCAAGGACAGCUGGAACUUGACUUCGGUGCUGAAAAGGAUGUGAGUCCUCUUGGUCUCGAGCAGCAUCAUUACUUUGAGUGCACAUGAUCGGCUAGAAUCUCAUGAUAUUUUCCCAUAAAUAAUAAAUCAACAGGAUAUACAAAUAAGAGGAGUCAACCGGGACGAGAAGAAGAUCGAAAUGGCGAAGAAAUUCCCAAAUUCCUGGCAUUUCCUCACAUAUCGGCACUCACUAAGGGUAUGUUUCAUGUAACUUCAUAAGAACAUUUCUUCCAUCCACCUCACUUCUAGUUCAUUCUCCAUCUUUUACUCUAUCUUAUUUCUCUUAAUGUAUAUUAGGAUCUACCAGUGGGAUCUUGAUUUGCAAAAAUCAUCAAUUACUAUAAUUGUGGCUAACUAUUCCUAUGAUAAAUCCAGAUGGGCAACCUGGUUUAUUCAUGCUUUUUGUAUAUAUAUAUAUAUAUAAAAACAGAACAAACCUGCCCAACUCAUCUACUUUUAUCCCAUACAUUCUGUCUCAUUAAUUUCCAUCAAAAGACGCAAAUCUAAUGCGAUGUCAGACCACAUGAUCAUUGAAAAUGGUGUAAUCUCCGAUUCAAAUAUUGCAAAAUCUCCGAUUCAGAUUAUCUUUACCCAUUAAAUUACUACAUUCUGAGCUAUUCGACCUGCCCUCUGGCUGUGCAGAGCUACGCUUCAAUCCUUUACCUCAGGCUUCCAGAGGGCUUCAGAAUGAUUCUUCGUGGGAAAGAAAUCAUCCACCACAGCAUAAUAGAUGAUAUGAUGUUCAAGCAGGAGGUCACCUACAAGCCCCAUAACACCAGCGACGGCGUCCCCAGGGAUCCGAAUGUAAAAUCAUCCCUCCUUCCUCUCAUGUUCGAUUCUGCUCCUCAACUGUGAUGACCUAUGAUUCUGUUACCUUCCGUCCCCCUCCAGAUGGUCGCCGAGGUGACCGUCGGCUUCGUGAAAGACGCAAAAGACCAUGUUGAUGUCCAGGGCUUCAAUGUCUACCACAAGAACCGGCUCAUAAAGGUUUGACACCCUUCUUUGGGCCCACUAAGCUCACUCUCCCAAUGAGAUCUCUCACCUCACUGUAGUCAUGGCUUGUGUUCUCCUCUCUCAGCCUUUCUGGAGGGUCUGGAAUGCCUCCGGCAGCGGCGGGCGAGGAGUCAUUGGUAUUCUACCUCUACCUCUACCUCUACCUCUACCCUAUAUAUAUAUAUAUAUAUAUAUAUAUUGAUUUGAUUGGUUCUCAUUCUUGGGGGUGGGUUUUCCGCGUGGUAGGGGUGCUGGAGGCGAACUUUGUUGAGCCGGCGCAUGAUAAGCAGGAUUUUGAGAGAACCAUAGUGCUGGCUAGACUUGAGGCCCGGCUGGUUCAGAUGCAAAAGGCCUACUGGUUAGUCACUUCUCCUCCCGUCGACCAUCUCAUGUGAUAUAAUGCCAUCUAAUCCGUUCUCGUGACCCAUCAGGGGGAAGAGCAGCCAUUUGGUCGGUUAUGAUCCGAACAAGAAGAGCCGCCCCAGGGGUCGGCCAAUCAAAGGCAUAGUCUCUCCAUUUCGUCAUGUUCUUGGAUUUUUUUUAUUUUUUGCUGUGUAAGAUUGAUGAGAUCUUCCCACAGGGCCAGUAGCAGAAGAACUCCCAAGCCCGCCAUCUGGGCAUUCUAAGAAGGAGAGGAGCUCCCUGUCCCUGAUGGAAUCGAGCAGAGAGGAGGACGGGAGAUGCUUCAACGGGGAUUCUACUCCUAGAAGGGAAAACCAGAGCAACCAAGGACUGUGCAUGGUGGGCAAUCAGAGGCAUGACGAAUCCGAAAACGCCGCCAGUUCCAGCCCCUCUACGGCUUCUCGUCCAAGAGGGCAGCCCAGCCAAAUCGCCAUCAAGUCAGAACCAGAGGUCCUCAAAGAAGUUCCUUCCUUAUCAGUGUGAUUUCAAGGCAACAAAAUCUUGGCCUGCUCCUUCAUCAAACUCUGCCUUUUGAUGCAGGAAGCGGGGGGUAGCAACUAUAAACAAGGCCGCCAUAUCUCCCGUUGUUCUAACCAAGAACAGCUGAGGAGUGAAAUCCUCCGGCUGCAAGACAGGUACUAGUCUGCUCAUUUACACUGUUUGCUAUAUCAUCAGAGGAAUGGAAGGCUAACCAUGACCUUGGCUCUCUAGUCUAAGGAAAUCGGAGGACCGUGGGAAAGCAUUAGCCGCCAGGGUAAGAGCUCCUGUCCUGAUCUCCGUUGUGGAAAUCCUAUCGGUCUAUCUAGUUGUCAGGCUUGGUCAUGCACACUGGGUUGACAUGAACUUGCAGCUAGGAGAAGUGGAGAGAAAGCUGGAGCAGGCAACUGAAGAGCAGGAGGCCCUCAUCGAUUUGUUCUCCGAGGAGCGGAUUCGGAGGGAGAGAGAGGAGGAGAAGCUGAGAAAGAUGCUCAAGGAUGCUUCUACCACCAUUAAUGAGCUGCUAGAGAAGCUGUCCAAGGACAGGAGAUGA